AUGGAGGGUUCUACAGAGCAACAGUCUCGCUGGAUGUCCCCUCCAGCCUUGCUCCCUCCUGAAGCCAUGUUCAACUUUACUACAGAGAUCACCUCUCUAGACUCUGUCCAGUACCACAGGGUUACGGCCAGUCCAGACUCUCUCCAGUACCACAGGGCUAAUACUAGUCCAGACUCUCUCCAGUACCACAGGGUUACGGCCAGUCCAGACUCUCUCCAGUACCACAGGGCUAAUACUAGUCCAGACUCUCUCCAGUACCACAGGGUUACGGCCAGUCCAGACUCUCUCCAGUACCACAGGGCUAAUACUAGUCCAGACUCUCUCCAGUACCACAGGGCUACGGCCAGUCCAGACUCUCUCCAGUACCACAGGGCUAAUACUAGUCCAGACUCUCUCCAGUACCACAGGGCUAAUACUAGUCCAGACUCUCUCCAGUACCACAGGGUUACGGCCAGUCCAGACUCUCUCCAGUACCACAGGGCUAAUACUAGUCCAGACUCUCUCCAGUACCACAGGGCUACGGCCAGUCCAGACUCUCUCCAGUACCACAGGGCUAAUACUAGUCCAGACUCUCUCCAGUACCACAGGGCUAAUACUAGUCCAGACUCUCUCCAGUACCACAGGGUUACGGCCAGUCCAGACUCUCUCCAGUACCACAGGGCUAAUACUAGUCCAGACUCUCUCCAGUACCACAGGGUUACGGCCAGUCCAGACUCUCUCCAGUACCACAGGGCUAAUACUAGUCCAGAGUCUCUCCAGUAUCACUGGGCUAAGGCCAGUCCAGACUCUGUCCAGUACCACUGGGCUACGGCCAGUCCAGACUCUCUCCAGUACCACAGGGCUAAUGUCAGUCCAGACUCUCUCCAGUAUCACUGGGUUACGGCCAGUCCAGACUCUGUCCAGUACCACAGGGCUAAUGCCAGUCCAGACUCUCUCCAGUAUCACUGGGUUACGGCCAGUCCAGACUCUGUCCAGUACCACAGGGCUAAUGCCAGUCCAGACUCUGUCCAGUAUCACUGGGCUAAGGCCAGUCCAGACUCUCUCCAGUACCACAGGGCUACGGCCAGUCCAGACUCUCUCCAGUAUCACUGGGCAAAUGCCAGUCCAGAGUCUCUCCAGUACCACAGGGCUAAGGCCAGUCCAGACUCUCUCCAGUACCACAGGGCUAAGGCCAGUCCAGACUCUCUCCAGUACCACUGGGCUAAGACUAGUCCAGAGUCUCUCCAGUACCACAGGGCUAAGGCCAGUCCAGACUCUCUCCAGUACCACAGGGCUAAGACUAGUCCAGAGUCUCUCCAGUAUCACUGGGUUAAGGCCAGUCCAGACUCUGUCCAGUACCACAGGGCUACGGCCAGUCCAGACUCUGUCCAGUACCACAGGGCUACGGCCAGUCCAGACUCUCUCCAGUACCACAGGGCUAAGGCAAGUCUAGCCACAGACUCCCUGCACCAGCCGUACCUCUCAGCUGAGUCUGACUUGGCCAGCCUGCCUCCCUGCAUCUCCAGCUGCAGCCAUAGUCAGUCUGCACCGUCGUACGGACACGGCCCAGUUCACCAGGUGUAUUCUUCAUCAUCCCACGUCAACGGUAGUGUCCAGGGGGAUUCUGGAGGCCAGUCUCUCAGCUGCUCCUCUUCCUCCUGGUACAACAGCCCCUUCUCCACCACCACCACCUCCUCCUUCUCCUUCUCCUCCACCAAAACCCCAAUCUCCUCUCUGACCAACCCCAGGGCCGAGUACUACUCCCGAGGGCACGGUUGUCAGGAAAUCCCGAGGCUUCAGGAGGCCUUGAAGGGGGAGAGGCUGAGUCCCAGUGAGGACGGAGUUAGCAGUAGUUUCCUGACCCUGAACCCUGCACCAGGGGAUGGGUACUCGUACUCUUCCCAGGCCUGCGGUCACCCCCCCUUGGGCUUCUACAGCAACUCCUGGUUGUCAGGUCAGGGCUACAGCUCAGCGUCUCUCUGCUCCUCCGCUGGGGCUGGCGUGUAUCCCACCUACUGCUACUCCCCCAAACGACGAAACAAAAUCAACCUCUCUCCUCCAGAUGCCCGUGAGUGUGUGGACUGUGGUGCGACCGCCACCCCUCUGUGGCGUCGUGACGGGACAGGACACUACCUAUGUAACGCCUGUGACCUCAACCACAAGAUGAACAGUCAGAACAGACCUCUCACCAGACCCAAGAAGAGGCUGAUGUCCAGUAAACGUGCAGGGACGCAUUGCUCCAACUGUCAGACGAGCACCACCACGCUGUGGAGACGUAAUGACAGUGGGGAGACAGUCUGUAAUGCAUGUGGACUCUACUACAAACUACACAACAUCAAUAGACCUCUGACCAUGAAGAAGGAAGGCAUUCAGACACGGAACCGUAAGGCCUCCAGUUUGAACAACAAGGCUAAGCAGAAGACAGGUGUGUUAGAGGCUGAGCCGGGUCUCAACUCUGACCUCUCCCUGUCCAGACUCCAGUCCUCUGACAUGCCCCACUGCACACACUGAGGACUAUUACACACUGAGGACUACUACACACUGAGGACUAUUACACACUGAGGACUA
Salmo salar (Atlantic salmon) is the source of this 2547-nucleotide messenger RNA. The record is from RefSeq and is a predicted model, not a curated record. Lineage: Eukaryota; Metazoa; Chordata; Actinopteri; Salmoniformes; Salmonidae.